UGAGCUCACAUAAAAAAUCAACUUUUGGCAGGUGCAAUACCACAAGAAUUGGGAAAACUUGAUAUGUUGGAGCAUUUGGAAUUAGGAUAUGCUAACUUAAGUGGGUCCAUACCAGUGGGAAUCUUCAACAUUUCUUCAUUAAAAUAUAUUUCACUUUUAGACAAUAAACUUGUGGGCACCCUUCCUACAAGCAUUGGGCGUGCUCUACCAGAUCUACAAGGACUCUAUCUUGAGGGCAAUUUGCUUUCUGGAGUGAUACCUGAUUCUAUCUCAAAUUUUUCCAAAAUUACUGUCCUAUGCAUUGGCAAUAACAGAUUCAACGGCUCAUUACCCAAUUCUCUUGGUAACCUAAGGAACCUAGAACGAGUACAUGCAUUCAAUAACAUGUUCACAAACGAUGCAGCCUCACCAGAGCUAAGUAUCAUCAACUCCUUGGUUAAUUGCAAGUCUUUGAUUGAAAUACGCUUAGAUGAUAACCCUCUACAUGCUGCCCUUCCUGCAUCAGUGGGAAACCUUUCAUCAUCUCUUAUAUUUCUCUCAUUCAUGGGUUGUGGAUUAAAGGGUAUCAUUCCAAGUCAACUGGGCAACUUAAGUAGCUUGAUUGACUUAUAUCUGCAAGGGAAUGAGUUGAAUGGGCUUAUUCCACCAAUGUUAGGUAGGGCACAAAAGCUUCAAAGGUUGCAUCUUGAUAAAAACAAAUUAGGUGGCCCCAUUCCUCAUACCCUUUGUGAACUCCAGUUUCUAGGUGAAUUGGAAUUGAGCAAUAAUCAAGUGUCAGGUAGUUUACCAACUUGUUUUGGUAAUAGCACUUCCCUUAGAAGUAUCUUGCUAGGUUCAAAUCGUUUGUCUUCUGGGAUAUCUUCAAGUUGGUGUUCUCUCAAAGAUUUGUUGGUGCUUGAUUUGAGUUCUAAUUUUCUAGAUGGACCUCUACCCGUUGAAGUUAAUGGUUUAAAGGCACUUUAUUUUCUUGACUUGUCCAACAAUAUGAUCUCGGGGAAUAUCCCUAGCACUAUUGCACAAUUGCAGGGUUUGAAAACUCUUUCCCUUGCGCACAAUAGACUAGAAGGAAAUAUUCCAGAGAAAAUAAGUCAAAUUGUUUCGUUGGAAUACUUAGACUUAUCGUUGAACAAACUCUCUGGCUCAAUUCCAGUGUCUUUGGAAGGACUUGCAUACCUCAAAUACUUCAAUGUGUCAUUCAAUGAACUGAGCGGUGAAAUUCCAUCAAGCGGUUGUUUCAAAAAUCUCACAAGUGCAUCAUUCAUGUCUAAUGAAGGGUUAUGUGGAAUUCCAAGCUUUCAUGUCUCACCUUGCCAUUCUACCCACCAUUCAAAGAUUUAUAAAGUAAUUCUCGUUGCACUUGCAUCUUUAGGAGUUGUACUGAUGAUUACUUUUGUAAUUAUUGCACUUAUCCUUAGAAAGAAACAAAAGAAAAGUACAGUUCCAAGUACAAAGGAUAUACACACCCCAUGGAUUUCUUAUGCUGAACUUUCAAGGGCUACUUGUGGCUUUAGCCAAAAUAAUCUCAUAGGUUCAGGGAGCAUUGGCGUAGUUUAUAAAGGGAUUCUGGAUGACAAGACGCUUGUAGCAGUGAAGGUGUUUAAUCAAUCGGAUGUUGGAUUUAAGGGUUUUGAUUCUGAGUGUGAAGUGCUAAAGAAUUUGCGCCAUCGAAACCUUACUAAGGUGAUUACCGGUUGCUUUGUUGACAACUUUAAGGCUUUGAUCCUUGAGUACAUGCCCAAUGGAAGUCUUGACCAAUGGUUGCAUUCACAAAGUAACCUCCUGGAUAUUGUUCAAAGGAUGAAUAUAAUGAUUGAUGUUGCUUAUGCUUUAGAGUAUCUUCAUCAUGGCUACACAACACCUGUGGUUCAUUGUGAUUUAAAGCCCGCUAAUGUGUUAUUAGAUGAUGAAAUGGUUGCCCAUGUAUGUGAUUUUAGCGUGACAAAGUUGUUAACUAAGGAAGAGUGCUUUACGCAAACAGAAACGUUGGCAACAUUGGGUUAUAUGGCCCCAGAGUAUGGGUCGACGGGAAUAGUAUCAACACAAUGCGACAUUUACAGCUUUGGAAUUGUGUUGAUGGAAACAUUUUCAAGAAAAAGGCCCACGGAUGAAGCUUUCGGUGAAGAUAUGAGCUUGAGAAGUUGGAUAAGCAAUUCUUUACCUCAUCAUGUACUUCAAGUUGUAGAUCCCAACUUACUGGGGGAAGAGGAUAUAGACUUCACUGUGAAAUUGCAGUGUGUAUCCUCUAUAUUGGAAUUGGCAUUAAAUUGUGCUAUGGAGUCCCCUGAAAAGCGGUUAAAUAUGACAGAUAUUGUAGCAAAGCUGAAUGGAAUCAAACAUCAAUUUUUACGAGGUGGUUAUGUGACAUCAGUGCAUGAUCAAAGUGCUUAAAGUUAGAUGAGGAAAUGAAAGUUGGCUAUAGCCCCUAGCCAUGGGAAGAGCAUAAAGCAUUAUGUAUGAGUAUCUUAACACGAAGACAGCUUGAACAAAAAACUUUCUACCGUGUUUGAGAAGUCGGAAAAGUUAAGAGCCUAAAUUUUUAAUUGUUAUAUGUUUUGUUUUGUUCCGACUGUACAUUUAUUAUUUAUAUACAUUAUAUUCAACAUCAGAGUGUUGCUUUUUAUCCAUGUAGUAAACAUUUAUUUUAAAGACUUUAUCAAA
Messenger RNA from Ipomoea nil (Japanese morning glory), 2658 nucleotides. RefSeq names its product receptor kinase-like protein Xa21. The coding region runs from base 64 to 2388 and encodes 774 amino acids. The transcript has 4 exons. Gene Ontology annotation, molecular function: ATP binding; protein binding; protein kinase activity. Lineage: Eukaryota; Viridiplantae; Streptophyta; Magnoliopsida; Solanales; Convolvulaceae. Gene Ontology annotation, biological process: protein phosphorylation. The record is from RefSeq and is a predicted model, not a curated record.